AUGCGUGCCAAUAUUUUGUGGAAUUUUGUUUUGCCUUUUUUCUGGAGAGGAGGGUGUUGUUUCCGGCUUUCAAAGGGCGUUUACUUCACCUGUAAGGCAGACAAAACUACAUCAAAAAAAAAAAAAACGUGUGAGAAGGGGAAAAAGUUUGGAUUUUUGUUUUUUUUUUUUUUAAUUCUCAAUUUGAUGGAGUCGUCGGUGUCUUCUUUGAUGGACCACCUCAAUGGUGUGGAGACACGCCGUCGUGUUGUUAUGAUGAAGCGCAAAGAAGCCGAGACGCGACUGGCCUUUUCCACUGAGGAACACCAGCAGCUGGAACAACAGACUGCACAGAAUGAGGUUCGGGCAGUGGAGCUGAAGAAAGAGCUGGACCACCUCCUUGAGGAGCAGCGGCAGCUACAGCUGCAGUUAAUGGCCGGUAUGGACACAGUCCGUCAGAGCGAGGUGGAGGAGGCGCUUCUUAUCGAGCACGCGCGAGCCCAGCUGGAGAAGGCGACUAUCCUCGUGACGACGUGGCGUGAGCAGACACGUGACCUGGACGAGGUGCAGCGCUCUUGGGGGGAGGAUGAUGCAGCGGCCCCGCUUCAACAAAGUGCCGCAGAACUCGACGCCGAAUUGGUCCGUUUGUGUGGCGAGAAGAAGCGAAUUGAACAGGCUAUCAAAGAAGCGAUGGAAGCGCAUGCGUUGCGGGCAGCCGGCCUUGGCGCAGGAACCGCACCACAAUCCGAUGCGGCCGCUGCACAUGCCUUGCCGGCGGGCGAUGAUGUUGCCGCCAUCCAACUGAAGGACCAGUUGGAGUUGGAGCAGCGUGAAUUUGCAGAAAUUCAGAUGCAUCAUGCGAGGCAGAUGGCUGCGUUGGAUCGCGAGGUUGCAGACUUGAAAAGCCGCUCAAUGGAACUUGCCCAGUGGCUCGCUGACACGGUUGGCUCACGUGACCAGGUUCUACUGAGUACCCAACUUCUGCAGUCCUGCCUGAACAGCGGCGUAUGCGCACUCUGCCGUCCAUCGUCUUGA
Messenger RNA from Trypanosoma cruzi, 1014 nucleotides. RefSeq lists its product as uncharacterized. Bases 1 to 1014 code for a protein of 337 amino acids. The record is from RefSeq and is a predicted model, not a curated record. The transcript has a single exon. NCBI's taxonomy places the organism in Eukaryota, Euglenozoa, Kinetoplastea, Trypanosomatida, Trypanosomatidae.